Nezara viridula (southern green stink bug) is the source of this 1591-nucleotide messenger RNA. NCBI's taxonomy places the organism in Eukaryota, Metazoa, Arthropoda, Insecta, Hemiptera, Pentatomidae. The record is from the annotation of a GenBank genome assembly.
UGGGAUUUAUAUUGAGAAUUUUUUAGUUUAAUACUUAUAAAGCAUUUGAUUGAAGAAUUAUGGUGAAUAUGAAAAGCUUAGGUAAUGUUUUAACCAAUCAUUUUCUAAUGGAGGUUAAAUAUGGGACAUGAAAUUAAGUUAAGGUUUAUUUUCAAAUUAAAUUAAAACUUGGUUCAUUUCUUAACCUUGGCAAGUACAAUAAAAGUGGAUUGAUAUGAAGCAAAGAACUUCAUUGAGUAUGAGCUAAUUCAUGUUGGAAAUUUUAUACUAUACUUUUCAGUUGGAAUAGUUCAUUUUUCAUUUCAAAUGGAGGGCUAUUAUAUUUUCGAAAUAUUGAAAAGUUUUUAUAAAAGUAAGUAUGGAAGUUGUGACGUAAGACAUGCUUUGUUUCUGGAUUGAAUUCACCACCCUCUUUGGGCUGCAAAAAAUAUCUUCACGUCCAUUGGAUAUUGGAUUGUACAACGAGUUUCUGAAGUACCCUGACAUUUGUUUACCUAUUGCACAAAUUGAUUUAACAACGAAUCAAUAAACGCAAUCUUAGUCACUAAGAUAAUACAGAAAACUAUUGAUUAAAAUAUUCAUGUAUCGUGGUUGAAUGGCCAGUUUAACUGACUGCGAAUUCUUUGAGUGAUAUUUUCAUUAUAACAACCCAUAAUCAUCUGAAUCCAUUAUAAUGAGUGUCGCAAGGAAUUUUAAUUAUAACUUUAAGUGCUCGGUAUUCAAGGAAAAAGAAGAAGCAUCCACUAAUCAGUUAAUAUUUAAAUUCAUACAAGUAUUUGUUGGCGAAUUUCUGGGAACAGCUAUGCUCGUUUUUUGGGGCUGUGCUUGUAUGGGAGAAAUCAAUGAAGGCGGUCAAACAGUAAGAUCUCUCAUGUUUGGAAUUAUUUUUGGACUCUGCAUUCAGAUAUUCGGGCUUGAUACUACUUGCCACAUAAAUCCAGCUAUUACUUUAACAUAUAUCAUUUUUGGUGAUGUCUCUCUAGUUUUUGGCCUUUAUUAUAUGUUAUCACAAAUAUUGGGAGGGAUUUUAGGAUUUGCAUUGUUAGAGUUGAUUGGCCCAGAAGAAUUAAGUUUUUAUGGUGUAGUGAAAGUUGAAAAUUUUUGUGUAACAAAUAUAAGACGAAAUGUUGGAAUAUUAAGAUCGUUAUUUUGGGAAGCAUCAGCUACAGGAACGCUCUGCUUUGUGGUUUGCAGUAUAAUUGAUCCCAGGAAUAGAGAUAGAGUUGAGAGCAUACCGAUAAAAUAUACAUUAUGUGUGUUUUCUAUGAUUUAUGUUUGUAUGCCUUAUACUGGAGGCUCUAUUAAUCCAGCAAGAUCAUUGGCUCCAGCACUGUGGCAUCAGGAUUUCUCCAAUCAUUGGGUAUACUGGAUUGGGCCUUUAUUAGGUUCUGCAUUCGUAACUGUUCUUUAUCAUUUAAUAUUUUUAUCGAAGGAUGAGGAUCAAAGGGAAAAGAUGGGAUCUGUUGCACUUCAAUCGCCACUGCCAACGAAAUAAUUUUUGAAUUCUAUCAAGUUUGUAUUAUUUUACUAGUAUUUGUAUUAUUAUAUUAUAGUUCAAAGACAAAGAUUUUCUUCGUAAACUACUAUCAUA